CGCUCGCCCGGGACCUCGCGCACGGUCCCGCGCCUAAUUAAAUUAAUUAGGGCGCAGCGCGCGGCGGGCGGGCGGUGCCGUGGCCGCAGUGCCCCGCGGCGGGCGGGCGACCGGCGAGGACGGGAGGAAGGAAGGGAGGAAGGAAGGGGUCCAUUCAGAGCUCCGAGGGGAGGUAAUUCGCCGGGAACAAGGGGCCGGCUUUGCAAAGUAUAAAUAGUGCCACUUCAAUCGCGGCGUCGCUAUCAGACCCCGGGAGCCCUGCACGUCGGGCGGCACGGCCCGGCCCGGCUCGGCACGGCCCGGGGCGCCGCCGCCGCCUCCCCGCCCCGUGGAUGCCCGCCCGGGGAGCCGGGGCAGGGCGCCCCUGAGCCAUGGAGGAGCUGACGGCGUUCGUCUCCAAGUCGUUUGAUCCCAAAGCCAAGGAGAAGAAGGAGCUCAUCACCUACCGCGAGGUGCUGGAGAGCGGGCCCCUGCGCGGCGGCGGCGGCGGCCCGCGGGAGCCCGGCGGGGCGGCGGCGGAGCCGGGCCGGGGAGGACACGGGCAGCCCGCGGCGCGGCCGGCCGGGCGCUCCCCGCCGCGGGAGCCCGACGCCGCCGCCGAGAGAGCGGCCGAGGCGGCCACCCCCAAGCUCAGCGACGUGUCCCCAGAGCUGAAGGAGCGCAAGGAGGAUGCGAAAGCGAUGGAAGACGAAGGGCAGACGAAAAUCAAGCAGAGGAGGAGCCGGACGAAUUUCACCCUGGAGCAGCUGAACGAGCUGGAAAGGCUUUUCGACGAGACCCACUACCCGGACGCGUUCAUGCGGGAGGAGCUGAGCCAGCGGCUGGGGCUCUCCGAGGCCAGGGUGCAGGUUUGGUUCCAGAACCGCCGGGCCAAGUGCCGCAAGCAGGAGAACCAGCUGCACAAAGGGGUGCUGAUCGGCGCCGCCACGCAGUUCGAGGCCUGCCGGGUGGCUCCCUACGUGAACGUGGGCGCGCUGAGGAUGCCCUUCCAGCAGGUGCAGGCGCAGCUGCAGCUGGACAGCGCCGUGGCCCACGCUCACCAUCACCUGCACCCGCACCUGGCCCACGCCCCCUACAUGAUGUUCCCCGCGCCCCCCUUCGGGCUCCCGCUGGCCACCCUGGCCGAGUCCGCCUCCGCCGCCUCCGUGGUGGCCGCCGCCGCCGCCGCCAAGACCACCAGCAAGAACUCCAGCAUCGCCGACCUCCGCCUCAAGGCCAAGAAACACGCCGCCGCCCUCGGGCUGUGACCGCGCCGCUGCUGCCGCUGCUUUAUCGUUAUUUUUUUUUUCCAAAAAAAAAAGGGGAAAAAAGAAGGGAAAAAAAGAGUUAAAAAAAAAAGGAAAAAGGAAAGAAACGAGGGAGAGGAGAAACGGACGGGAGAUAUAUACUUAUUUAAGGAAUUAGAGGACGCGCAGCUGGGAAGUUCACAGGUUUUGAAACUGACCUUUUUCU
Molecule: messenger RNA, 1452 nt
Organism: Camarhynchus parvulus
Lineage: Eukaryota; Metazoa; Chordata; Aves; Passeriformes; Thraupidae
Gene: SHOX2
Product: short stature homeobox 2
Exons: 5
Coding region: 372-1247 (291 amino acids)
Biological process (GO): regulation of transcription by RNA polymerase II
Cellular component (GO): nucleus
Molecular function (GO): sequence-specific double-stranded DNA binding; DNA-binding transcription factor activity, RNA polymerase II-specific
Source: RefSeq, a predicted model, not a curated record